Ectocarpus siliculosus is the source of this 971-nucleotide messenger RNA. NCBI's taxonomy places the organism in Eukaryota, Phaeophyceae, Ectocarpales, Ectocarpaceae. The record is from the annotation of a GenBank genome assembly.
AUGACCAUACGCCUCACGCCCGAGGUCCUCGGGCGCCUGAUGAUGAACGGGCCGGGCCCGAAGCCGGAGAUAGAGCUGGUGCUCAAGAGUGCCGGUGAAGGAGGUCCCGUUCUCCUUGUGGGGGGGGUGUCACACAAGCUGGACGCGCAUCAAAUGGCCAUCGGGUCCGAAGUGCACGUCUUGGCUAGGACGCAGCAGCAGCCCGGCAACGGCAGCCGCCAUUGUGGCCACAGAGGCGAGGGAGGGCGUCAGGCGGGAGCGGGAGAGAUGGUGGAGGCGGGUGGCAAGUCCGGCAAUCCCGGGAUGACUGUUUUUGCCUCGCUGCACCGGAAACUGAUCGUCCAGCAGGUCCUGACCGAGGCGAAGCGGGCGGAGAUAAAGGCCAGGAACGAUGAGAUCGACCGCCGAGAGAAGCAAGCCAAGAAAAAGAUGGUCAGGAUGGAAGACCAGGAGGAGAUGCUAGCCGCCGCUGAGGCCAUCCCGGUCCCCGUCGGACAAGCGCCGCCGCCGCCGACCGCCCCCUCAGGAGGAGUUCCAACACCAAAGCGUGGGGGGGAGGGGGACGGCAAGGCACGAGGAGGAGGUCAAGGCGGCGGUAGGUAGCGGUGGGGAGCGGCGGCGGCAGCGGCGGCGGCGGCGACCGCGGAGAAGGGACCCUCUGACGGCGUGGGUGUGCGGCUGCUACAACGACGACGGCUACGCCGGGCACGUGUCGGACCUUCGGCAAUUCUUCCGGGGGAUAGAUUUUCACCACGUGAUGCUUAGGUAUCACGUGCUGCCCGAUGGCACCCUGGAUCCCGAUCGAAGGCGUUUCUGCGUCAGAUUCAAGACAAAGGCCGGCAGAGACCUGGCGAUCAAGCGCUCGGGGGAGGCGCUCGGAUCUUAUUGCUCGUGGUGGGACCCGGGCGACGAGGCGACGGUCAUCAGGGGCAGGGACGUACCCGGCGACAGCUACAGCGGCGGCAUCGACG